Molecule: messenger RNA, 1805 nt
Organism: Eriocheir sinensis (Chinese mitten crab)
Lineage: Eukaryota; Metazoa; Arthropoda; Malacostraca; Decapoda; Varunidae
Exons: 6
Coding region: 408-1472 (354 amino acids)
Source: RefSeq, a predicted model, not a curated record
GAACGGAACGAGGCUCUGAGGGUGGAGAGAGCGAUUACAAAUUUUAGUUCUUGCGUUGACUCUGUGGCGUUGGUUGUGAAUAUCCCGCGUCUUCCUGGCCCGGGGGCGAGGCGGAGUGUGUCCCCAGAGUCCCCAGCAUUUCCCCUUCCCCCUGUGGUAAAAUCAAGCUGUUCAUGGAAGAGGACACGGAAAUCAGCGCAACACACACAGCCUCAUGCAACACUCCCGAACAAGCAUGACAGCGAAGCUCAACUCGUGCCAAAGAGAGAACAAAAAAUGAACAAAAUAACAAAACCGUGAACAUUUAGUAGCAUUUAACCUCCUACGAGAGCAAGAACGAGUGAGACAAAGAAGGAGAGUUAGUCAUAUUCUUUCCUAUCUCUCUACCUCCUCCUUCUCUUGUAACCAUGAAUCUCACAAGCUUACCAUUCAUCGGGCAGCUGUACCUUCCCUUCCUCCUCACCUCCCUCAUCAUUGGCAUGCUCGUCCUCAUCUUACUUGAGAAGACAAAGACGAACAAGAAUGACGCACCACAGAAAACCACUUUGAGGGAGAACCGAACCAAGAACAGCUCUGAGAACAGUGCCAAGGACAGUACCAGUUUCUCAGCCACUCAGGAACCAGACGAGAAGUGCAAGACUGUUCCAAAUACCCAAACAGUGAAAGACGAGGACUGCAACACAGAACCGACACCAGAAAACGCUACCAAGGAGAAUGUGUUGCAAGAAACCACCACCUCCACCACUGCCGCAGCUGCCACCGCCCACUCCUCUUGCUCCGCCUCCUCCUCAGCCAGCGAGGAGGAGGUGGGCCGGCCAAGGAAGGUGGUGAAGAGGCCCAAGAAGAAGCAUGCGUGUAAGGGGAGUGCCAUCUCGUGUGCCACCAAGAGGAAAGUGACGGCAGUGACGAUUGUAACGGACUCGCAGGAGGAAGAGGUGCAGGUGUCAUUAGAGGACCUGGCGGAGGAGAUCAGGAGCCAGGGAGUGACUUGCAGCGUGCACCCAGCCACCACAACCCAUCUGCCGCCCCUAAGCAGUGACCCUGCUCACCUGCUGCUGCUAUUUGGGACCACCAGUGAGGGGUGCCAGCGCCUUCAGGAGAGUCUAGCGGCAGCCCUCGGUGGUGGUGGCGCCGUCCCCACCCCCCCGCCGCAGCCCUUCCUCUUCAGUGUCACCUGCUGGUCUGCGUCUGCCUCUGGGGAUGUGUUUGAGUCUGCACGGGACCUCAACACCUCUCUGAGUGGGUGUGGGGGUGCUGAGUGGCUGCCCAUCGCCUGCAUCGCCGCCGCUGAUGAGACGGAGGCGGACAGCGAGCCUCCCGUCAUGGGCCGCCAGCAGUACAUCAAGACUGUGAUGGACAAGUUGACCAAGCCGGGCAAGAAGUGCUGUGGGACGAGCUGUGGCACGAAAACCAUCGACAUCGAAGACUUGGCCUCAUCACUACUUCUAUCCCGGGCCGCCGUCACCUCAUAGACGACACAAAGCAGCCCCAAAGCCCUGAGAUUACUUCACGGGGGGAGGGCCGAGGGGUCAAUCAACAUGGUGCACUCACUAAUAAGUAUUCCCCUGGGUACUGUAGUGUUCUAUUCUCCGUAGUGUUGUGAUAUUAUGACUGCCAGGUGAGCGGUUGUCCUUGGCAGGGUAGGUCUUGUUAUGUAAGUACUUAGCGUCCUUCGUCCCGCUGUAAAUAGUUACCCGUCGAUGGUUUGUGCGUCGACGUUUCUUUUUGUAUGAUCUCGGAGGAGUGGAUGUGUGUGUGUUCGGAUGUGUGUCCAAGAGAGGCUAUUAUUAAAGAGUACUUGUUUA